AUGUCUACUGGCGCUAAUUUAGAAGUUGUCGAAGCCGCAAGUAAAUCCCGUGCACUGGCGAAUGUACACGCCCCUCACAACGACACACGGGGUAGUGCGAGCCUGGAAAAGCAAGACAAGUUUGUGUCGACUUCCGAGAGCCUUCUCGGCCCUAAUGGCGAGCAAUACCCUACUGAAGAAGAUUGGCGGCAGCUCCGUCGUGUGUAUGGCAAAGUUAACUGGAUGAUUUACAUCAUCGGUAUCGUGGAGAUGUGUGAGCGUUUCGCCUACUAUGGAACGACCGCAGUAUUCGUCAACUUCAUUCAGAGAGACCUGCCUACCUCAGGACCUUUCCCAGAAGCAGGCGCUGCAGGUGAUGGCCAACCUGGUGCACUUGGAAUGGGUCAACGUGCUAGUACAGGCCUCGUCCAAUUCAAUUCUUUCUUUUCGUAUAUCAUGCCUUUAGUUGUGUACGCGGAGAAAUACGUCGGUUUCUGGCUUUCCUUCACAUUGCCAACCAUUCUCUUCGCCCUCUGCCCGCUUCUGAUGCUUGCUUUCAGUAAGCAUUACGUCAAGAAGCCUCCGCAGGGUGACGUGCUCGUCAAGUCGAUGAGAACAUACGGGUUGGUUCUGAAGGGGCGCUUCUCGCUCAACCCUGUGCGCACAUGGAGGAAUCUCUCUGAUCCAAACAUCUGGGACGCUGCAAAACCAAGCAAAAUUGCAAACAAGCCAGUAUGGAUGACCUUUGAUGAUGCGUGGGUGGAGGAAGUUCGGCGUGGCAUCAAGGCCUGUCAAGUAUUCUUCUGGUUGCCAAUAUUUUGGCUGCCUUACGGCCAGAUGACCAGCAACUUAGUUUCCCAAGCGUCUACCAUGAAGCUCAAUGGUGUACCAAACGACGUGGUGCAUAACCUGAACCCAUUCACGUUGCUGAUUUCUAUCCCGAUCUUCGACAAAUUUAUCUAUCCAAGGCUUGCCCACUGGGGUAUCAACUUCACACCCUUGAAGAAGAUCCAAGCCGGUUUCAUCUGCGCGAUGCUUUCUAUGGUUGUUGCAGCAGUCAUUCAGCACUUCAUCUACCAAAAGUCACCUUGUGGAGAGUUUCCAACGGACUGCGACCAACCUCCAGACCUCUCAGUGUGGACCCAGGUUCCAGCAUACAUCCUCAUCGCUUUCUCGGAGAUCUUCGCAUCGAUCACUGGAUUAGAGUAUGCAUACACAAAAGCACCGAAAAACAUGCGCUCUUUGGUUACAGGCAUGUUUUGGUUCACCCACGCCUUCUCUUCUGCGAUUGCCCAAGCCUUCGUGCCGUUGGCUGGAGAUCCACUCCUCGUAUGGUUGUACAUGAGUAUUGCCAUCUUGACAUUCUUCGGCUGGGUCGGUUUCGCCUGGACUUUCAGAACAUUGGACAAAGAGAAUGACACGCUCGACAAGCUUCCAGAAGGUGGCUUCCAGUCUAAUGCUGAGUACGCUGCAGCGAAGACCGAGAAUGCUGAGAGAGCCUGA
This is a messenger RNA of Alternaria atra, 1482 nucleotides long. RefSeq lists its product as uncharacterized. Lineage: Eukaryota; Fungi; Ascomycota; Dothideomycetes; Pleosporales; Pleosporaceae. The record is from RefSeq and is a predicted model, not a curated record. Gene Ontology annotation, biological process: transmembrane transport. The transcript is spliced from 7 exons. Gene Ontology annotation, cellular component: membrane. The coding region runs from base 1 to 1482 and encodes 493 amino acids. Gene Ontology annotation, molecular function: dipeptide transmembrane transporter activity.